This is a messenger RNA of Scheffersomyces stipitis CBS 6054, 699 nucleotides long. It is a transcript of the gene RPE1, whose product is annotated as ribulose-phosphate 3-epimerase. The transcript has a single exon. The record is from RefSeq and is a predicted model, not a curated record. The coding region runs from base 1 to 699 and encodes 232 amino acids. Gene Ontology annotation, biological process: pentose-phosphate shunt; carbohydrate metabolic process; pentose-phosphate shunt, non-oxidative branch. Gene Ontology annotation, cellular component: cytosol. Gene Ontology annotation, molecular function: D-ribulose-phosphate 3-epimerase activity; metal ion binding. Lineage: Eukaryota; Fungi; Ascomycota; Pichiomycetes; Serinales; Debaryomycetaceae.
AUGGUCCAGCCUAUCAUCUCUCCGUCCAUCUUAGCCUCUGAUUUUGCCAACUUGGGCUCCCAUUGCAAGUGUAUCGUCAAUGGUGGUGCGGAGUGGCUCCAUCUUGAUGUCAUGGACGGUCACUUUGUUCCCAACAUCUCUCUUGGAGCACCCAUCAUUGCCAGCUUGAGAAAGCAGUUCCCCAGAUCAGACCCUAAUCCAGUCUUUUUCGACUGCCACAUGAUGGUGUCCAACCCAGAACAGUGGAUCGAGGACAUAGCCAAGGCUGGAGGCGAUGGUUAUACUUUCCAUUUUGAAGCUACAGACGAUGCAUUGAGAACUAUCAAGAAGGUUAAAGCUGCUGGCAUGAAGGUGGGUGUAUCUGUCAAGCCAAAGACUCCAGUGGAAGUGUUAUUUCCUAUUGUAGAGGAAAUCGACUUGGCUCUUGUCAUGACUGUAGAACCAGGCUUUGGCGGCCAGAAGUUCAUGCCUGAGAUGAUGGCCAAAGUUGAGAUCUUAAGAAACAAGUACCCUGACUUGAACAUUGAAGUGGAUGGAGGCUUGGCUAAAGACACUAUAGAUGCUGCUGCUAAGGCCGGCGCCAAUGUCAUUGUAGGUGGUACUUCUGUCUUCGGUGCAGAAAACCCAGCAGAGGUCAUUGACUUCUUGAGACUGUCUGUCGCCACCAGCUUGACAGCCAAGGGCUUGCUCACUAAGUAG